AUGGCCGCCUGCUUUUCGAUGUGGUCCAAUUUAACAAAGAUUUCUUCUGUUUUCUCUCAAAGGAAAAUACAAAUAAGAUUUUUAAAUGGCGAAUCUCAUACACUGCAUAGUCCUGUCAUGACUCGUGAAUGUAUAGGAUUCUUAUCUCCUAAAGAUGACGAGGUAUUUAUUGAUGCGACAUUUGGUGCUGGUGGUCAUUCAUGUGCCAUAUUAAAAUCGGCCAUGUGUAAAGUCUUUGCUGUUGACAGAGACCCUAUGGCUAUUGAAAUAGCACAAGUACUUUCCACACGACCUGAAUACAAAGCAAGACUUGUGCCAAUACAUGGGAAAUUCAGUCAGUUAUUAGAACUAGCAAAAUAUAACCAGAUUGAUGAAGAGACAAUUCAUGGAGUAUUGCUUGAUGUAGGACCUUCUUCGAUGCAGUUUGAUGAUCCUUCAAGGGGUUUUUCAGUGAACAAAGAUGGUCCAUUAGACAUGAGGAUGGAUGGACAGACUUCCUGUAGUAACAAAAGAAGUGCUACAUUCACAGCUGCAGAUGUUGUUAAUACCAUUGGAGAACAGGAACUUGUAUCUGUAUUGAGAAACUAUGGAGGAGAAAAGGAUGCAGGGAGAAUAACACGAGCCAUUAUCAAAGCAAGAGAAAAAGAAGAAAUAAUUACUACUAAACAGCUUGCUACUGUUGUUUCAAACGCAGUCGGAUUUGGUCGCAAGGACAAACUAAAUCGUUUYGCCCAUCCUGCCACAAAAACGUUUCAAGCAUUACGUAUUUUAGUUAACGAUGAACUCAAUGAACUUCAAAAGGCUUUAAAAGCUGCCCAAAAGCUUCUAGUUCCCGGAGGAAGACUGGUUGUGAUUUCGUUUCACUCUGUUGAGGAYAUCAUUGUAAAGCAUUUCCUUAAAGAUCCUCCUGUYGAGUCUAUMUCAAGGCGUAAGGCUCAGUUGUCUCCUAAGAACUCUGCAUGGUUACCUUUAAACAAGAAAGUAGUUUGCCCAUCAGAUCAAGAACUUCUUUGUAACCCACGAUGUAGGUCAGCAAAACUACGCGCAGCCGUCAAAACCAAUAAYACAGUCCUUAGUUUAAAUCAGUUGACGCAUAUUCUAGAUGAAGUAGCAAAAGGAACUGUUAAGGAGGGACCUACUCAUUAAGUAUUGUCAUGUUAGUAUAUUUACUUAUACGAGUUGAGUGAAUAAUAUCUACAGCUCUACAGCACUGAUUUUGAAUCAUCAGUUUGCUUGUCCGUGUAAAGUUAGCAAUUCUGGAUAGCAUAGCGAUAAGCAUGAGCAUGAGCAUAAUGAGAACAAAACUAUGAAAAGUUAUGGGACUGUUUUCAUUGUUUCAUUAGCAUAGCAAUCGUUACGUGUGCUUAUAGGGGCUGUGCAAUAAUAACCAGGAAGGGGGGUUGAUCUUCACAGGCGGUGCAUAGUCUAAACUUAUGACUUGAAAGAGGGGGGGCAAUGUCCAAGUAAAUCAAAAAAGGAGAGCCGGGGGGGAUAACAUCUAACUUUAAUUUGAAAAACUCAACAAACCAUUAACCAGUAUGAUAAUUUUAUAAUUUGGUAAUUUUUUGUGUCGGUGAUAGAUUUUUU
Exaiptasia diaphana is the source of this 1587-nucleotide messenger RNA. RefSeq names its product ribosomal RNA small subunit methyltransferase H. The record is from RefSeq and is a predicted model, not a curated record. The coding region runs from base 1 to 1146 and encodes 381 amino acids. The transcript has 4 exons. Lineage: Eukaryota; Metazoa; Cnidaria; Anthozoa; Actiniaria; Aiptasiidae. Gene Ontology annotation, molecular function: rRNA (cytosine-N4-)-methyltransferase activity. Gene Ontology annotation, biological process: rRNA base methylation.